AAAAACGUAAGAAAAGAAGAACUAGCGUUCGGUGUGUCUUUUUUUGUGUUCCUGCCAGAGUCCUUUUUUACGCGCUAGUGCAAUGUCCCCUUAUACAUCUUAGCAACAAAACCGAAACUGGCAGUGCAGCAUGGCGUCGCUGCGAUUCUAUGACCGCGACUUGCGAACGAAACUUGUUAUUGCUCCGUGUCACAGGAGAUCUAUUCAAUUUUGCUCUCGCUACGAUGUUUUCGACUUGUUCUGACUGCGGGACAGCGUCUGUAAGCGGGAUUCAAUAUGUGGUCAUGGAGGAAGUACGCUCGCUCGCGAGUGAUCCUCUCGUUGCACGACUUGUGCCACUGGAGGCGGUCUAUGUCUGAUGUUCGAGUGCGGUUUGCGCCCAGCCCCACCGGCGAGAUGCACCUGGGAAGCCUAAGGACAGCCCUCUACAAUUACUUAUUCGCAAGAAAGUACGGUGGGAAAUUUCUUCUCAGGAUCGAGGACACGGAUCAGUCACGGGUAGUUCCUGGAGCAGCUGAGAGGAUUGUGGACACGCUGCGCUGGGCUGGUCUUUGUCCUGACGAAGGACCUGGUCUGGGCGGCAGUGUAGGUCCUUAUGUGCAGUCUCAAAGGCUAAAGUUCUACCAAGAGUAUGCCCACAGGCUCCUUGAGACUGGCCAUGCCUACCGGUGUUACUGCUCAGAGACACGGCUGGAAAUUCUCCGGAAGAAUGCCCUACGAAAUCAGGAGCUGCCCCGUUAUGACAACCGGUGUCGUUCGCUGGAAAAGAACCCACCAGGACAACAACCCUAUGUGAUUCGCCUAAAGCUGACAGAAGGCAACCUGACAUUUCAAGAUGGCGUUCAUGGGCCAGUAACCCUAAAUUUGGCUCAAACGGAAGGAGAUCCUGUGAUCCUGAAAAGCGAUGGUUUCCCAACAUAUCACUUGGCAUGUGUGGUGGAUGACCGGAUGAUGAGGGUUACCGAUGUGCUGCGAGGUGUCGAGUGGCAGGUCUCAACCCCCAAGCACCUGAUGCUGUACAGUGCUCUCGGCUGGGAGCCGCCCCGCUUUUGGCACCUGCCUCUUCUGCUUAACAAGGAUGGCACCAAGCUUUCCAAGCGUCGAGACGACAUUCGUGUGGAAAAAUUGAGAGAGCAAGGCUUCUCACCUGAAGCUGUGAUCAACCUGCUGGUGUUGGCAGGAGGUGGAUUUGGCAAGCAGUACAAGGACCAGUUUCUUCGGCUCUCCGAAAUGGUUGACAAGUUUUCACCUGACGAUUUGAAGGCAGGCUCCUGUCGUCUGGACACUGAGCGGCUUCAGUCUUUGAACAAGCUGCACCUGCAUUCCUGCCUUGGCUCAGAGGAUGGCACACAGAUGCUUGUCAGGCAGUUGCAGCAGCUUCUCGCUGAGCAGCAAAGCUCUGCAGUUAGCGCAUCCUUUACUGAGCACGACAUCAUCCACGUUCUGCACCAAACAAAGGAACGGAUUGACAGCUUGCACGAUCUGCUUACUCCGGACAUGGCGUUCAUCUGGUGUGACCCUGUACUGAGUGGGCAAGACCAGCAGAAGCCUGAAGUUGUUGCAGCAGUUAGUCGCUUGUGCAGACAACUGGAAAGCCUGAACAGCAGCCAGUACAAUAGUGACUCCUUGAGCCAACUGCUGAGAUCAGUGGCUUCAGAAGCUGGGCUCAAGUACAGCGACUUCAUGCGGCAUUUGCGUCUGCUGCUUAGUGGACUCAAGCAAGGGCCAGGCGUAGCCGAAAUGAUGCUGCUCCUGGGGAAAGAGCGAACACAACAUCGCCUGCAACGAGUUCCAUGCACUGCCAAAAGGGCCACUUUCGGGGCUGUCGAGGAAGCCUAAUCUGGAGCGUCUGUUAUACCAAGUGAGGUGUUGCCAGCACAACGUGCUUUCAGCGUGUGGCCAACUCGGAGAACUCUAUCCAACUUCCCUUGUCGCCUUGAUGCCAGCUGUACUUGCUGUUAUUACAUCAAAGCAAAUAUCCCGCAGCUUUUUGAGUGUGUGGUAAACAAGCUGAGUCACGAUCUCGCCCCCAGUAGAGUCGAGACCAAGUCAAAAAUCUGGAUACCACAGGUACCAUGAAAAGACAGAAUUUCUUCACUGUCAAGAGAUACUUGGUGAAACUGAAUAGUGCUGUGCACCCACACGUACACAACUGCUGCUCUCCAGCAUGCAGUUUCAUGCAGCACACAUUAGGCACAAAGAGGUUAAUUUAAUUUUUUUUUUUUGUGGCUACUAUAGCAUCCACACUAUGUGCCCGACAGUACCUGAGUUCGACCUUCGGUGUGCCAUGAAGGUUGAUCAGCUCUUGUCUUACAGGGAAAUUCCUCUUCCUUGGUCCUGCCAUGUUAGUUGUCAAAACAUAGUUUAUAAAAAGGGCCUGAGGCAGUUUGUGACGUGAGCAGCUCAGCACUAUAGACAUCCAAUGUACAUGGAGUGGUCAAGUAUUAGAAAGUAAGGUGCCAAUAACUUGGUCCUUGCUUCACCCAGUGUAAACAAUGACUGCUUGGCUAAAGCUUUGUGCGGACACAGGAGGCCCUCAUCCCCUGUCCUAGGCUCACCGCCUCACCCUUUCCACUAUGUUGCCCAUGUAGGUCAACUCUGCGUAUAUGUCAGCUCUCCUAAUUUGCGACACUCGUUAUACAAAAAAAAAAAAGAAAGGACGAAAAAAAUGUGGGAGUACACAGUUCGUCUGAUACUUUCGACUCCCAAGGGCGGCGAAAAUGUGCAAAAAAUUGUGCAGUCUGAAAAAAAUGAAUGCAUGCAAUUUACUUCCCCCAGUGCCUCAAAUCACCUUAGGCACAUCUGAAAUAGCUCUGAAGGCCUGCCUGUACUCUUAUUAGGCAUAUCGGUGCUUGUACUGGACAGAAGAUGGCAGGUGCAUGCGUGGAUAAUUAAAGAAUAUAUACUGUGUUCCGUGA
This is a messenger RNA of Dermacentor andersoni, 2918 nucleotides long. It is a transcript of the gene GluRS-m, whose product is annotated as putative glutamate--tRNA ligase, mitochondrial. Gene Ontology annotation, biological process: glutamyl-tRNA aminoacylation. Gene Ontology annotation, molecular function: zinc ion binding; glutamate-tRNA ligase activity; ATP binding. The record is from RefSeq and is a predicted model, not a curated record. Gene Ontology annotation, cellular component: mitochondrion. NCBI's taxonomy places the organism in Eukaryota, Metazoa, Arthropoda, Arachnida, Ixodida, Ixodidae.